Eimeria necatrix is the source of this 4569-nucleotide messenger RNA. RefSeq lists its product as hypothetical. The record is from RefSeq and is a predicted model, not a curated record. The coding region runs from base 1 to 4569 and encodes 1522 amino acids. The transcript has 9 exons. NCBI's taxonomy places the organism in Eukaryota, Apicomplexa, Conoidasida, Eucoccidiorida, Eimeriidae.
AUGGCUUCAUCUGUGGCCGGCGCAGCAUUUGCUGCUGCCGCAGCAGCAGCAGCAGCAACCGCUGCAGCUGCCCGACCCUCUUCCUCUAUGGCAGGAGCAGCAGCAACAGCAGCAAAAGCAGCAGCAGCUGCGGCUGUAGCUGGCCAGCGUGCUGCUGCUGCUCAUCCGGGACGGCGUGCUUCCCACCGGUUAGGCCUGUCAGCAGCAAGAGAAGCAGCAGCUGUCCCAGCAGCGACAGGGGCAGCAGCAGCAGCAGCAGCUGCUGCUGCUGCUGCUGCUGCCAACGACGACUAUGAUCAUCCCCGACGAAGUCCAUCUCUGGCCAUUGCUCUAGCGGGGCUUGCUAGGGCGCAGCGGCAGCAGCAGCAGCCGCAGCAGCAGCUGCAGCUGCGGCAGCAGUCACACGGCCUGCUUGCUGCUGCUGCAGCAAAGGCAGCAGCUGCUGAAUGGCGGCUCCAGAAGCAGCAGCAGCAGCAAGCGACGCAGCAGCAGCAUCAAGAGCCCGUGUCUAUUCCGGGGCCUUUGUUUUGCUGCUUAGGCCUGCACGCUUGCGCUUCUUUCCCUGCCCCAGUGCAGCAGCAGCAGCAGCAGCAGCAGCAGCAGCAGCAGAAGCAGCAUCGGUGGCCGAGUGACUCUGCCCUAGAAGGCGUGGCUCAGUCGGUCCUCCGUGUACUGUCAAACAGCGGAUCUGGCAGCAGCAGCAGCAGCAGCAGCAGCAGCAGCAGCAGCAUGCCAGCAGCAGCAGCAGCAGCAGCAGAGGUUCGCCUUGUUGAAGUGUAUAGACAGCUCCCCACAGAUCUCCUCAGAGCCCACUUCGCCGGCCAGUGCAUGCGGCUGUUGGGGCUGCAGCUAAAGUGCUGCAGCAGCAAACAUGCAGCAACAGCACUUGCUGCGCUGCUGCGGCUGCUGCCGCAGCUUCCUGCAGCACCGGCUGCAGCGCAGCAGCAGCAGCUGCUGCUUCGAGACAUCAAGCGCUGGCAGCAGCAGUGUAAUCUCUUGCAGCAGCAAGAACUGCAUCGGCAGGAUGUGGAGGCAGUUGCUGCUGCUGCUGCUGACCCUGAGCCCAACUGUGGCCCUGAAGCAGCAGCAGCAGCAGCAGCAGCAGCAGCAGCAGAAGCAACAGCAGUCAGUGCAGCGGGAGUCUCAGAAGAGGCAGCAGCAGCUCAUAUCUGCCGCAGGUGGCCUAUCUUUAGCAGCAAACAAGAGCCCUCAGCAGCUGCAGCAUAUUUGCUGCUUGCUGCUGCUUUGCUGCGGGCAAAGCAGCUGCUGCGCCGCCGCCGCAGCAGCAGCAGCAGCAGCGGCAGCAGCAGGACAGUAGCUUCCGUUGUUUCCGCGGCAGCAAAAACGGCGGAGUUGGCGGCCCCCCUGUCAGUUGCUGCUGCUGCAGGUGCUGCUGCUGCGGGUGCUGCUGCUGCUGCUGGCGCUGAAGCUGCCUCAAGCGCAGCAGCAGCACCGGAAGCAGCAGCAGCAGCAGCAGCAAAGGCCGCAGCGCUGCAGCUGCUGCAGUCCCCAGACACAGAUGAGGCUUUGCUGCUGCACCGCGAGAUGUAUAAAGGCUCUGACUUGGUGAUGCUGCUGCAGGCAGCAGCAGCAGCGCCAAUGUGGAGGCCGGAGUUCCUGCGGAGUCUUCCCAGUCUGCUGCUGCAGCACAUCGCAUUCCUUUCCCCGCAGCAGCUGCUGCUGCUGCUGCACUUGAUGAAGUGCCUGCGGGUUUGCAGGCCUGCUGCCCGCACUGCAGCAGCACCAGCUGCGGCACCAGCAGCUGACUCAGCCACAGCAGCAGAAGGAGAAGCAGCGGCAGAAGCAGCAGCAGCAGCAGCAGCAGCAGCAGCGGAAGAGGUCCAUUGGUCUGAGGUUGCUGCAGAAGCUGCCCCCCACCUGCUGCGCCUGCUGCGCGCCGGCCGCUGCAGCAGCAGGGACGCAGCAACAGCGCUGUCCCUAUACACCUCCGAGGAGUGGCGCAGCGCCGAGGUUCCUUCAGCAGCAGUUGUCGCUGCUGUUGCUGCUCACCUGCCUGCGAUUCUGCAGCAAAGCAGCAGCAGCAAAUGCAGCAAAGGGAAUUUGGCCGACACUCUGCUGCUUCUGCAGGUUUUGCUGCAGUGGAGGGCCCCACAGCCAGAUGUGUGGGGCCCUCCGUUGCUGCGCAGCAUAGCAGCAGCAGCAGCAGCAGCAGCAGCAGCAAGGCCUGCUGCGCUGUCUGUGCAGCAGCUUGCAGCUGCAGCAGGUGCUAUGGCUCUGCUGCAGCUGCUGCAGAACCUCUAUUGCUGCCAGGUGCUGCUAGAUGAGGAGACGCCGGGAGCGUCUGCUGCUGCUGCUGCUGCUGCUGCUGCUGCUGCAGUUCCGCUGCAAAGGCCGCCUUCGGGCGGGUUUGCUGCAGCAGUGGCUGCUGCGCUGCAGCCUUGGCCCUCGUCUGGCAGCAGCACCAUCAGCAGUAGCAGCAAAAAGGAGCUGCUGAGUAGUCUUAUCUCAUGCUGGCAGCAAUUAACCAGAGGCUUUACUGCAACAGCAGCAGCAGCAACAACCCAGCAGCAGCAGCAGCAGCUCUUGUCUGCAGCGAUGCUAUGCUGCGCGGCCUGCGGUGUUUUGCUUCCUCAUUCUGCAGCCGAGCAUCUUCAGGGUCUGCUGCAGCAACACACAUCUGGAAGCAGGCCUUCAAGUGUGUCAACAGCACUGCUGCUGCAGCUGCUGCGCAGCGCGUUGCUGCAUCAGGAGUACAGUGAAGCCUUGUCAGAGCAGCAGCAGCAACAGAGGCAGGGAGAGACUACUGACGCAGCAGCAACAGCAGCAGCAGCAGCAGCAGCAGCAGCAGCAGAGCUGCAAAGGAGGCGACUGAACCUGCAACAGAGGGCUGAAGCUGCAGCUCUCCUAUGGCGUCUCUCCCGUUCAGAUUCUAUCGGCAGGGCUGUUUUAAUGGGGUCACACCUGGCGGAUGGAAUCUCUUCUGCUGCAGCUGCUGCUGCUGUUCCCACAGCCUUUAAAAGAUAUGCUCCUGCAGCUCGUGCAGCUUCUGCUGCUGCUUCUGGUGCAGCAGCGAUGCAAGGGACUUGGGAGCUUCCCACUGCAGCAGCAGCAGCAGCAGCGAGAGAGCGGCAUCACACGAAGUCUUCUAAGCUGCUGCUGCAGUCCGUACCUUCGGCCGACAGCAGCAUUGACUCGCUGGAGGAUUUGCUGCCUUCACGAGGCAGCAGCAGCAGCAGCAGCAGCAGGGCACAGCAGCAGGGAAGGGGGCAGCCGCAGGAGCGGCAGGACAGCAGGCGUCAGCAGCAGCCAGCAGCAACAGCAGCAGCAGCAGCAGCUUGUGUGCCUAUGCCGGCUCCCUGUUUUGCUGCCUCAUCUCACCAAGCGCAGCAGCAGGAGUUCCUGCCAAGUGCUGCUGCUGCUGUUGCAGCAGCAGCAGAGCAAGCUUCACGCUGUGCUGUUACACCGGAAGCUUUGCUGCUCCUGCUGCUGCCGCCCCCAGCAGCAACAGCUGCUGCAGCAGCGCCCGCAGGAGAAGAGCCAUGCUCUCCAAACAGCAGUGGCAGUUUGAAAAGCUGCACGGAAGCGGGCGUCAGCAGCAGCAGCAGCAGCAGCAGCAGCAGCGGCAGCAGCAGCAGCAGUAGCUGCGCAUGCGUGCGGACCCUUUGCUGGCAUGAGGGCCGGUGGUCUGAAGAGGAGAGAAAAGUGGACAUCUCCAAAUGGGCAGAAGCUCUGCAGGAGCGACACGCGCUGCUGCAGCAAUUGCUCCUGUGGCUGCAGCAGCAGCAGCAGAAGCAGCAGCAGCACUGCCCUUCACCGCGUCGACCAGCUCAACUUCUGUCUCUCUUCAGGAGCAUUGCUGAAGCCAUUGCUGCUGCAGGUUUUGCAGUGGGGGCCAAGCUGCUGGACGGGUUCCCUAACCGCUGCGAAGAGCAGCAGCAGCAGCAGCAGCAGCAGCAGCAGCAGCGCCAGCCGUUGGAGGAGCAGCAGCGGCAGCAAGUGCAGCAGCUGCAGCGCCUGCUGCUUGAACACAGCCCCUGGCAGCAAGAGGCUGCUGCCCCAGCAGCAGCAAACCAUGUGCUGCGGCGAGUCGUUGCUGCUGCUGACAUCUGCUGCUUACAGCAUGGGGUGCGGAUUGACGUUGCGCUGCACCUGCUGCCGACUACACAGCCCGGGAGCAGCAGCAGCAGCAGCAGCAGCAGCACAAGCCGCAGCAGCAGCAGCGGCAGAAGCACAGGCGGCGGGCCAACAGCAGCAGCGCCAUCAGAAAAGCGCGUUGCGCUUUUUUUGGACAGAGGGAGCAGCAGCAGCAGCAGCAGCGCUGCUGCUGCUGUUGCAGCGCUGGAAACUUUGCUGCUGUCAAUGAAGGGCUGGGAGGUAUACGAGCUUCAACUGGCGCCUGCUGCAGCAGCGGCUGCACCAGCUGCUGCAGCAGUAUGCAGCAGCAGCAGCAUGAGCCGCAGCAGCGCAACUAGCAGCAGCAUGAGCCGCAGCAGCACGGCUAGCAGCAGCAUGAGCCGCAGCAGCACAACUGGCAGCAGCAGCAUCACAGGCUUCCCUGCGGAGGCGGCUGCCUCGCUGCUGCCUUUGCUGCUGCGGCCUUUUAAGUAG